CCCUGAACGCAGCAGCAAAGAGUGUGUUGGGCAAGCUGCUCAAUCAAGCCGUCCACUCUCACUCGGUGCAAAACUUCUCCAACACCUGACUCCUUUUUAAUGGAUGCUAAAUGAAUAUAAACCACAAUAAUCGGUCUUGCAAAUACUCCAGAGUUACAAGUUGGGACCCAGCACACAUACUCAGGCUUGUAGUAAACUGCACUAUCAAGGAAAUUCCUCAGGCCUCCAGGGUCACCUCUGCAGUUUCAUUAUCAGGCGGUUCUAGCAGCUGUACAAGCUUCUGUGUCCAAAACAACACACACACCACUCAUUGGACACUUCAUUAGACAAAACUGUUCCCAUGAUGGAAGUUUAAAAGAAGGAAAUGGACUUUUGUGUUCUCAUGACCUGGUUUGAAUCCAUCUGAUCAUCUAUCAAACAGUGGAACAACCCGCCGUCUGCAGGCGCGAUGGCCACCGAAGAAAAUCAAACCUCAUUCAGAACCGUCGUCCUGGAGAAGCGUUCAACACCACCUUGCACCGCAGUCAGGCACGACAGGGAAACCAGAGACUCGAGUGACAGCCAAGAAGUCCGUCAGCACCAGGACCAGUCGUGGUUGCCAAGACAGCGCAGUAGCCCCGCUCUCCUUUAUUACAGGAAGCUGUUGUGUGACUGUGAGAAAGACUCCAUUUUGGACAAGGAAUAUUUUGAGGAGAAGCUUUUGGUUGGCGAAAGAAUAGAAGGACUAACUCCAAAGCUUGGUUCAGGAGGAUCGUUGUGCCAGCUGGACUUUGGUGGUAAGGGCACUUUAAGCCGACGUGACAACCCAGGAAAGUGUUGCCACACUCCCACAUCCAGCUCUAGCUCCAGCCCUGCUAACAGCGAGUCGCGCAGUCCCAGCAUCUUUUGGUCCAACCGGCGACACAUGCGUCGCUCCAGCCUGCCCGUGUCAGCGCUGGAUUUCUGCAAGGUAUCAAAUACAGCGACAACACCAUCCCACUGCAAUCCCUCCAGUGAACCUAACUCCCCCCUGCUGCCCGCUUGCCGACAGCGACGUCACAACGGACUGAUUCGCAGACACAGAGUCAAAGAUGACUACGUGAGCUUAGAGGGUCUGAACAGGAGGCCGAGCCGAAGCUCCUUGGAGAGGUUCUUCUUGCGACGGGCAUCUCUUGAAUCCAUGCGGGACAAGAGGAUGUCGUCGGAAAGGAGGGCCGGGAGCUUUAGUGGGGGCAGCAGCAGUAGUUGCAGUAGCGAUGGGGAGGCUGGAGAAGACGACUCUGAGUUUGUUAGGAACCGUAAGGAUCGUUCUACCCUCCUGGUGAGGCGGUUCUUUAAGAACAAUCAGAAGAUGACCAAGUCUGUGUGCACUGGAACCAAAGCGAUCGUCAGAACGCUGCCGUCGGGACGCAUCUCAGAGGAAGCCUCUGAGGAGGUUGCUCGCCACUUGACACAGCGACCGAGCAAGGAGGAUAUUCGGCCAAUUCUUAAGCGCCAUGUGGAACACCUUAGAGUCUGCAGGAUGAUGUUGCUCUUUGUCUGGGCCAAGAUGCACAAGGUAGUCAACAAUGACCAGGACGCAGCCCAACUUAACCUGACUCAUCCCGCCAAAAAGCUGCUGCUGCUUCUGAAUCGGCCCGCAUGCAUCAGCAACUUCCGACAUUCCUGCUGGCCGCUGCUCCCAUUCAGCGCUCGUCUACCAGGACUGUAUCAGGACCGCAUCCUUCCUGAGCACAGCCAGGGAUCUUCUUGUCCACCCAGGUCUUAUCUGGCAUCUGAUCAUAGGACGUCUGUGUGCUCCCUGCUGACCGGAGCCCUUCUGGACGCCACGGCCGCCCUCGGGGCUCGCUCAGGCCUACCUUGCCCAUUUGGCCAGUCCCCCAACAUGCUGAAAGAGCGUCAGCUGGCCAACAGCAUGACCAGCAGCAGCAGCAGCACCAGCAGCAGCACACUUCCUCCCAGCGUGAGCGGGAUCAGCAAAGAGCUGGCCGAGUUGCGGCACCUGGUGCAGUUCCCCGAGGAGAUCGCCUGCAUCCUCACCGAGCAGGAGCAGCAGCUCUACCAACAGGUAUUUCCCCUGGACUACCUCUGCUUUCUGACGCGGGACCUGGGCAGCCCUGAGAGUCAAACCAGGCGGCACCCGAACCUCAAGGCCUCCCUGUCUGCGCCCAACAUGCCCACACAGACAGCCAGGCGCAGUAACGCCGUGGAGGACCUGGUGGCGCGUUUCAAUGAGGUGAGUUCAUGGGUGACCUGGCUGGUCCUGACUGCUGGUUCAAUGGAAGAGAAGAGGGAAGUGUUCUCCUAUCUGGUCCAUGUGGCCAAGUGCUGUUGGAACAUGGGCAACUACAACGGCGUCAUGGAGUUCCUGGCAGGACUCAGAUCCCGCAAGGUGCUGAAGAUGUGGCAGUUCAUGGACCAGUCCGACAUCGAGACCAUGAGAAGCCUGAAAGACGCCAUGGCGCAGCACGAGUCCUCCUCGGAGUACAAGAAGGUGGUAACCAGAGCGCUUAACAUCCCAGGAUGCAAAGUGGUACCUUUCUGCGGGGUGUUCCUGAAGGAGCUGAGCGACGCAUUAGAUGGCACCGCAAGCUUCAUCAGCCUCAAACCUCCUGUUGAUAACGCGGAGGACACAAUUGAGUUUGUGUCCGACUACACCGGCCAGCAUAACUUCAUGUCCCGCUCUGGCCCAGACGGUCUUCACGUGCCGGAGAAGGAAACCACAGUCAACAACAUCCUGCAGAUAAUUAGGUCGUGCAAUCGCAGUUUGGAGGCGGAGGAUCCCGAGGAUGCCUCCAGCGGUCCUCAGUCUUCUUCCGGGACGGCCCCGGCAUCCAGAAACAACUCCCUCAGGGACCGCUACCGCUAUCAGUUCAUGUUGGGGGACCUGUCCGACUCUGAAAGCGAGCUUUCAUCGGAGGCUGCACCUAAUGAGAUGGAGUUUCAAGGGACCGAGGAGACGCACAGAGCCUUCUGCCACGGCACUGAGCUCAUUCCCUGGUACGUGUUGUCGCUACAACCAGAUGUUCACCAGUUCCUGCUGCAGGGAGCCACAGUCAUCCACUACGAGCAGGACAGCCACCUGACGGCUCGAUGUCUGCUGAGACUCCAGCCUGACAACACCACGCUCACUUGGGUGAAGCCUCAGAGUGGAGGGGUCUCCCCCACAGAGCCACCACUGGGGAUGGGUCAAGCUGUGGUAGCAGGACUGGCUGAGGGCCUGCUGGACCUGGCAGUGGUGAAGGCCGUCUUUCUGGGUCACCAGGGAGUGGACGUCCACACCGUGUGUUUGCAGAACAAACUGAGCCAGAUGACGGUGGAGGAGAACGGCCUCAGCAUUCUUUACGGGCUCAAUACCACUGAUAACAGACUGCUGCACUUUGUAGCCCCCAACCACACCACGCAAAUGUUGUACAAAGGACUGUCAGAGUUGGUGAAUGCCACCCGCAAGAUGAAGAAGUUUCCAGACCAAAGGCUGCAGUGGCUCAGGAGGCAGUAUGUCAGUCUGUAUCAGGAGGAGGGUCGAUACGAGGGGCCGACGUUGGCCCACGCUAUUGAGCUGUUUGGAGGGCGCAGGUGGAACAUGGGAGCAAGUGGAGGAGACAAGUCUGCAGCACCUAAAAACAGUCCCCUGGGCAUCAAUGACAAGACCAAGAAGAAGAAGAAGGUUCUUGUGCGGGGAGACAGCGGGGAUGCCACAGAUGACGAGAUGGUGUCCAGGAAAACCCGCAGCUGCAAAGAGGGAUUGUAUCGGAAUGGACCGGAGUCAGACAGCAUAGACCAGGAAGAUCCAGAUGACAGCUUCCCUGGGCCGUUCUCCCUGUCCUCUAAAGGAAGUCCGGGACUGCUGGCAUCUUCCUCCUCGUCCUCCUCAUCCUCCAGCAUGGCGAGCUCCAACCAAUCCCGUCCACAAUCUUCUCCGGUCCUCUCAGGGACCUCCAAGGCACAGCCAGGGGCGUGGAGCAGCAGGUCUUGGCACGGCCGUGGCAAAGGAUGCUUCAAAGGCUUCCAGAACCUAAUGAUCUCUGACAGCACCAUGAGCUUCAUCGAGUUUGUGGAGCUCUUCAAAUCAUUCAGCAUUCGGAGCAGGAAGGACCUGAAAGAGCUUUUCGACACCUACGCCGUCCCCUGCAGUCGAGCCACUCCAGAGUCUGCUCCUCUUUACACCAGCCUAAAGAUCGACGACAGAGACGUGGGACUCCAACCAGACCUUGACCUUCUAACUCGCAACGGCUCCGACCUGGACCUGUUCAUCCGCACGAGGCAGCACAUGUCCGACAACCAGAAGCAGAUCUCGGACGCCAUCGCGGCGGCCAGCAUCGUGACCAACGGGACGGGCGUGGAGAGCGCCUCGCUAGGCGUGCUGGGCUUGGCUAUACCUCAGCUCAACGACUUCCUGGUGAACUGCCAAAGGGAGCACCUGAGCUACGAUGAAAUUCUCAGCAUUAUACAGACGUUUGAGCCGUCAUCAAACAUGAGGCAGAUGGGCUGGAUGUCCUUCGAAGGCUUUGCACGGUACCUCAUGGACAAGGAGAACUUUGUCUCUCGGAACGAGGAAUCCCAGAUGAAGCUCGAUGAGCUCCAGUAUCCCCUGUCCUACUACUACAUAGAAUCUUCUCACAACACCUACCUGACGGGACACCAGCUCAAAGGAGAAUCCUCUGUGGAGCUUUACAGCCAAGUGCUGCUGCAAGGUUGCAGGAGCGUGGAACUGGACUGCUGGGACGGAGAUGACGGCAUGCCAGUCAUCUAUCAUGGACACACCCUCACCACCAAAAUACCUUUCAAGGAUGUGGUGGAGGCCAUUAACCGGUCGGCAUUCGUCAACUCCGACAUGCCAGUCAUCCUGUCCAUAGAGAACCACUGCUCCCUGCCGCAGCAACGCAAGAUGGCCGACAUCUUUAAGACGGUGUUCGGGGAACGCCUUGUGACGCGCUUCCUCUUCGAGAGCGACUUCAGUGACGACCCUCACCUGCCUUCGCCGCUGCAGCUUCGUGGGAGGAUCCUGCUGAAGAACAAGAAGCUGAAAGCUCACCAGGCACCGGUGGACAUACUCAAGCAGAAGGCUCACCAGCUGGCCCACCUGCAGGCUCAGGCCAGCAACGGGUCACCAGGGGCAAGCCACACUAACGAGGAAGAAGAAGAGGACGAAGACGAGUACGACUAUGACUACGAGUCUUUAUCAGACGAUAACCUGUUGGACGACAAGCCGGAAGGAAAAAGCUGCGUGGACAAAGAGGAUCAGCCCGUGGACGAGGCGCCCAAGCUGAAGAUGAAGAAAGCUGACAGCAGCACGCAGAGCAAAGGAAAGGUGUUCGACAUGGAACUUGGCGAGGAAUUCUACCUUCCUCACAACAAGAAGGAGAGUCGGCAGAUCGCACAGGAGCUGUCUGACCUCGUCAUCUACUGCCAGGCCGUCAAGUUCCCAGGAUUGUCCACCUUGUCCCCGGCGGGCUCCGGCAGGGGGAAAGACCGCGGUAAGUCCAGGAAGUCCAUAUUUGGCACGGCCCCCGCCCGCUGCGCACAAACGGGGGAGGUCUCCACGCAGAGCCGCAACCCCGGGAGAGGCGGCGGCGGCGAGCGUCUGAGCUGGGAGGAGCAUCAUCAUCAGCAGACGGCGCCGGCCAACCCGCCGACGUCGCUGAGCGCCAUCAUCCGCACGCCCAAGUGCUACCACAUCUCCUCCGUGAACGAGAACGCCGCCAAGCGCCUUUGCCGCCGCUACUCACUGAAGCUCAUGCAGCACACGGCCAGCCAGCUGCUCAGGACGUACCCGGCCGCCACGCGCAUCGACUCCGCCAACCCCAACCCGCUCCUCUUCUGGCUGCACGGCAUCCAGUUGGUGGCGCUCAACUACCAGACGGACGAUCUGCCCAUGCACUUGAACGCAGCGCUGUUUGAGGACAACGGCGGCUGCGGAUACGUCCUCAAGCCCGCCGUGCUCCGGGACCGCAGCUGUCCUCUCUACCAGCAGUUCUGUCCCAUGGAGAGAGACGUGGACAGGAGCUGUCCCGCCGUCUAUUGCAUCACGAUCGUGUCGGGUCAGAACGUUUGUCCCGCCAACGGCUCCGGCAGCCCCUGCGUGGAGGUGGACGUGUUGGGCACGCCGGGCGACAGCUGCCACUUCCGCACCAAGCCCAUCCACCGCAACACGCUCAACCCCAUGUGGAGCGAGCGCUUCCACUUCAGCGUCCACUUGGAGGACCUGUGCUUCCUGCGCCUGGCGGUGGUGGAGAACAACAGCUCCCAGGUCACCGCUCAGAGGACUCUGCCUCUGCGGGCCCUCAAAGCUGGCUACAGACACGUGCAGCUGAGGACGCAGCAUAACGAGGCCAUGGAAGUUUCCAGCUUGUUCAUCUACAGCCGGAGAAUAGAAGAAAGUCCAGCAGGGGGCGCCACCGCUCCUUCAUCCCAGUUGUUCAGUGCGGAGGAGAAACAUGCGAGUCAGCUCCACAAAGUGACCGUGCAUGAAGCUCCUGGACAAGAACCUUUCACCGUCUUCUCCGUCGCACAGCAAACCUCCGCCAAACAACUCCUGGACACAAUUGUCCCCGCAGGAGAGGACCGGUCUGCAGACUACUUCCUGUGUGAGGAGAAGCUCCCGCUGGCCAAGGAGCGCGGGGACGCCAAGCGCUCGGCUCAACGUCACCCCCUAGCGGCCGAGGAGGUGGUGGUCAAAGUGGUGGCCAGCUGGGACACGGAGGAAGGAUAUGUGGGCAGGAUUUGUCUUCAAACCAGAGAGGAGAGUUUGAAGGAGAAGAAGAGGAUGGUGGACGGUGAAGAGGAGGUGACAUCAGUAGAAGGAGGAGUGGAGGAGGACAUGUUCCUGGUCCAAGUUCAUGAAGUGUCUCCAGAGCAGCCUCACACGGUCAUCAAGGCUCCUCGCUACAGUUCAGCACAGGACAUCAUCCAGCAGACCCUGUCCAAGGCCAAGUAUUCCUACAGCAUCUUGUCCAACCCAAACGCCAGCGACUACGUCCUCAUGGAGGAGGUGAGCAAGGACGUGGCCUCCAAGAAGUCGUCGACCACUAAGCCCGUCCAGCGUGUCCUUCUGGACCAGGAGUGUGUUUACUUGGCUCAGAGCCGCUGGAAGGGGGCGGGAAAGUUCAUUCUCAAACUGAAGGAGCAGGUGGUGCGCGAGGACAAGAAGAAGGUGAUGUCCUUCGCCAGCGAGCUGAAGAAGCUGACCAGCCGCAGUCGCAGCAUGACCACGGGCGUGGCCGUGGUGGACGGCGCCGCCCAGAGGUACCUGUCAGCUGCAUCAGGGCUGAAGGCGAAGAUGGCAGAGAGCAAACUGCAAGCCUCCUCUCCCUCCACUAGAGGGCAACAGCGACACGACAACAUCUCCUUGUCGCCCGUCAGUCCUCUGACAUGGAAGCUUCACCUCCUCAGGAACUGGAAGAUCCACAAAUGACGAGAGAGGAGUUUGUCCUUGCUACAUAGGCUCCUCCCCUUUUCUUGAUUGCUCACCUGAGCGACAGCCGAGCAGGCGCGCGGCUCCGGGAUGUAGAAAGUGGAGUGGAUCCAUCGAGUGGAUGGCAGACAUGGAGGGGACAUGAGAAGAGGAAGGAGACAGGCGGGCUUGUUGACUUCCUGCACUGUAAGGAGGACAUUUGGCACAAAUAUUACCACACUUUUCUUUCAGUUGUGUCACUUUAACAGAAACAUUAUGUCUAAAUGUUCCUUUUAGGUCCUCAAACAACAUUUUGCACAUUUCUUUGUAAUGUUUUUUCCUUGUCUUUGGUUAGAAGAGGCUAGAAUGUCAUUGGAUGAUCCAAAAAAGUGACCGUAAAUGCUCCCAAUUAUAUUUUUUAUUUUUUGUACCGCAAUAAGGAUUAUUAUAUCAGCUUAUUUCCAAAAUGUAUUUUUUUGUAGCGCAUGAGUUCAAUGAAAACAACAUUUUAAAGGUAGAUACAACCACAAAUUGCUGACCGCUCAUACAGUUUAUAUCUGAAUGGUCUAAUGACCUCUGCCAGUCUGUUACUUAGCACUCUAACUCAAAACUUUGAGAAAAUGUCCGAAAUGAGAUAAAAAAAACAAGUGAUUAGACUUUUUGGAGCUGAUGCGGAUCAUUUGUAUACCGUGACAAGGCUCAACUUCUGUGUGCGUGUAUGCUUACAGCCACUCACAGAGACAAAGACAGUGGAUAAGUAACAAGAGGGUUCACUCUGCUACAGAUAGCGCAAAAAGUUUUGAUUGAUGAAAUUUAAGGAACCAAUAAUUUCAUUUUUGGUGCUGAUCCGGAUCACUAUCUGGAUGUUUUAAAUGCCUUCUUUAUAUUGUGCCUGGGAUAAAUCUCCACUAUUUGAGGACUUUUUUUUGGUUAUAUUAAUAAUUUGGAGUGCAUGAGAAAGUGGAAAGUAAAAGUUAGCUUUUUGAAAACAUGCAUUUUCUACAACGGAACCAAUGUUGUAAUAGCAUUAGACCACAAACUGCUGAGUCACCAUUAAUGAGUUCAUAGUAAACAAAAGUACAUCAGGGGGUUUCCUACUGCCACGGCUAUUAAUGCCAUUUGCUUUUGUAGCACCUGUAGGAGAAUAUGCGGUUAAUUGAAGCAUUUACGGUAAUAACAUUCUUGAAAAAAGAUCAUAUUUCUUUCUUUUGAGUUCAGCCCAGUUGAUUCCAGAAGUGAAAUUCCAAGAAAGUUCUUAAGAGUUAAAAUGGAGUUGAAUUGUGAUGUUAAAAUACUUUAGAGGGACAAAUAGUGUUUGAUUCGCUUCAUGAGUUGUGAUAAUUGACAAUUAUUCACGUUCUUAUCAUGAUGAAUGACAGAAGAUAAUAGACUACACAAUAUAAAAACACUAAAUAACUUCAUGGAAGAGGUUUGCUCACAUUCCAUUUUCAAACAGGAAGUGAAUAUGAAUAUAUAUAUAUAUAUAUAUAUAUAUAUAUAUAUAUAUAUAUAUAUCAGCAGUUAUUUGACUGUUUGCAAGGUUAGAAACAUACUUAUAGUUUGAAUGUAUUUCUAUCAUGCGUAGUUAUAAAUAGACAAUGAAGUUUAGUUUGUGUUCAAAUGAUCUUAUUGCUCUUUUUGGCAUUAAGCGGCCAAAAUCAGAAUAAAUGUAAAAAAAAAAAAUGUAAUAGCCUUCUAUUAGUAUUACUAACUUUAUUCAUUUGACAGGAAGGGAUUAUCUCUUAAUUUUGGUCAUAUUUUACCCUUGAAUGUAAUGUAAUUAUGAUGUUAAAAUGCUGACGGUGCAUUUGGAUGUUAUUUAUUGGAACGUUUAAAGCCCUGGUUGGCGUCUUAACUGUUCUAGAUUUUCUUUCUUGUUUUUAAUUUAUUUCAGUGUAUGGUUAUACUGUAUAUAUUGAGAAAAGAGAUUUACUUUGAGGACAUAUGAAUUACAGUUAUUGUGAAAGUUCCUAGACAAUUGGAAAUAAUCACUAUUUAAUCCACUGACAUGUUUGUUUGCUGACUGCAGGCCAACCUUUUUCUUCUUGAAGCAAAUGAGUCAUUUUGUGGAGACAUGUUGCAUAGCAGAAUAAAAAUACUAAA
Messenger RNA from Nerophis lumbriciformis (worm pipefish), 9475 nucleotides. RefSeq names its product phospholipase C, epsilon 1 (gene plce1). Gene Ontology annotation, molecular function: phosphatidylinositol-4,5-bisphosphate phospholipase C activity; guanyl-nucleotide exchange factor activity. Gene Ontology annotation, biological process: phosphatidylinositol metabolic process; phosphatidylinositol-mediated signaling; release of sequestered calcium ion into cytosol. NCBI's taxonomy places the organism in Eukaryota, Metazoa, Chordata, Actinopteri, Syngnathiformes, Syngnathidae. The record is from RefSeq and is a predicted model, not a curated record.